Molecule: messenger RNA, 3864 nt
Organism: Armigeres subalbatus
Lineage: Eukaryota; Metazoa; Arthropoda; Insecta; Diptera; Culicidae
Gene: NKCC
Product: bumetanide-sensitive sodium-(potassium)-chloride cotransporter
Exons: 9
Coding region: 525-3728 (1067 amino acids)
Biological process (GO): potassium ion homeostasis; chloride ion homeostasis; sodium ion homeostasis
Cellular component (GO): membrane
Molecular function (GO): sodium:potassium:chloride symporter activity
Source: RefSeq, a predicted model, not a curated record
GAUCGGUUGACGGCGCGCGCUUUGAGCAUUAGAGCACGAGUAUCCUGCGGUUUCGGGUGUCGAUCGGAUUCAAACGGCUGUGGGUGACCAAACGUGCGGGUGCCCUUUUUGGGGCAAACAGUGGCGGGCCGGGAAACUUAUGGCGAACGGCGUCCGAUCUUAGUGAUGCGGCAGAGAUUUUUAGUGUAGUGACUGCAACGGAGGGAUUGACACGAACUUGGUUCUAGUUCUGCAGCGAUAGUGAAUAGUGGUGAAAGCCGACCUUAGAACUUGGUUUGGAGAAAAGUGAAACGAUUGUGACAGAUUUUACUUAACUUGGGGAAGUUAUGCGUAGCGUAUUGCCAAACUUGAAGCACUUGCAUUAUAUUUCUCAGCGAGUUUGGACGUUUUAGUAUUGGUGAAAUUAAGUCCGAAAGUAGCCAGCUGGAAUGUUGUACACUUUCUGAUUUCGACGCUGCGAGUGUACUCGGUGUCGAACUUUUCGAUCACUCCGACCGGCCUGUAACGUAUCGCCGUCGAACACAAUGAAGCUGCUCGAACGAUUCUCGAUAACUCGACUCAGUAACAGCAUCCUGGGCAGACCGAAUGGUAACAAAACUAACAGCAACGAUGCCGGCAAGAAUGGUAAGAGUCGAGAGCCGUCGGCUACUUUCACCAUUCACGAGAACGGCGCCAUACCGGGAAAUGAGUCAACAGCGGUGGACUUCACCUCGGUCGCUUCAUCCGAAGAUAGUGAACGGCGCUGCAGUGUGUUUCAUCUGACGAGGGAACCACUACCACGGUUGGAGUACUACCGAACGUCAAACCGAGGGCUGAAACGACCAUCUCUCGGAGAGCUUCAUGGGGAUAAGGACCGAAAUCCAGAAGCCAACCACGAAGACGAUAAGCCGGAAUCCCACGGCCACGGUAUCAAGCUAGGAUGGAUAGAAGGCGUACUGAUUCCGUGCUUGCUCAACAUAUGGGGUGUGAUGCUGUUCUUGCGACUCAGCUGGGUGGUGUCGCAAGCCGGAAUAAUCCAAACUCUAAUAAUUAUCGGAAUCUCAUACUUGGUGUGCGUAAUCACAGCUCUCUCACUGUCUGCCAUCUGUACCAACGGUCAGGUGAAAGGCGGUGGAAUAUACUAUUUGAUAUCGAGAUCGCUAGGCCCGGAGUUCGGAGCAUCCGUCGGAAUAGUGUUUGCCUUCGCAAACUCGGUACAAGCUUCGUUGAACACGAUCGGUUUCUGCAGUUCACUGAACGACCUUUUGAAAUCGUUCGAUACGAAGAUCAUUGACGGUGGAGUUAACGAUGUACGAAUCGUUGGUACCGUGGCAAUCAUAGUGAUGGUGAUCAUUUGCGCUGUCGGCAUGGAGUGGGAAGCGAAGGCUCAAAACUUCCUGAUCGUGACCAUUGUGAUCGCGAUUUUCAACUUUUUGAUCGGAGUAAUUGUUGGACCAACGGAUGACCAACAAGUUGCACGCGGUUUCAUGGGAUUCUCAUCCGAGGUGUUUCAAGAAAACCUUCAGUCCGACUACCGGUUCAGCGAGAAUUCGGCACAGAAUUUCUUCAGUGUAUUCGCUAUAUUCUUCCCCAGUGUUACUGGAGUACAAGCUGGGGCAAACAUUUGCGGUGAUUUAAAGGAUCCUGCAUCAGCUAUCCCGAAGGGGACAUUGUUGGCGUUGUUGAUUUCCGCCGCUUCGUAUAUUACGUUUGUAUUUUUCGCUGGAGGUGCUGCUCUUCGUGAUGCUUCCGGAAAUAUUACAGAUCUAGUGAAUGGAACUUUUGUGUCCUGUACAUCUGGAAAUGUGCGUAAAGUCUUUGAUAAAGUCUUGAAUCUAUAUUUCAAAAUAUGUUUUUUUUUUCAGUGUGAAUACGGCUUACAUAACGACUACACAGUCAUGCAACUGAUGUCUCUGUCCAGUGCUGUUAUCUACGCUGGAUGUUUCGCAGCCACAUUGAGUACAGCGUUAACCAAUCUACUAUCUGUACCGAAGAUCAUCCAAGCCUUAGGAAUUGAUCGUAUUUACCCCGGAUUGACUUUCUUUUCCAAAGGCUACGGUAAACACGGCGAACCUUACCGUGGAUACGUUCUUGUUUUAGUAGUAUCCGUACUAUUCGUCUUAAUCGCAGAUAUCAAUGCCAUCGCUCCAUUAAUCUCGAAUUUUUACCUGGCAUCGUACGCGCUAAUUAACUUCUGUACAUUCCAUGCGGCUACAAUGAAAGCUCUGGGAUGGCGUCCUACCUUCAGGUUCUACCAUCCAUGGCUGAGUCUAAUCGGAUCUAUACUCUGCAUAGUUAUCAUGUUCCAGCUGGAUUAUAUGUUCACCAUCGUCACUGUGGUCGUAAUUUUUAUUCUUUAUCUAGUAGUUGUCUACCGAAAACCUGACGUAAACUGGGGCUCUAGUACACAGCAGCAAACGUACAAAAAUGCCCUCUCGGCUACACUGAAACUUCAAAAUAUCGGAGAUCACGUAAAGAACUACCAUCCUUCGGUUCUAGUUCUCGCAGGAAACCCUAUGAAUCGGCCGCCACUUAUCGACAUGGCUAACCUGAUCACGAAGAACCACUCCCUGAUGAUCGUAGGAGAUAUCAUUCACAAUCGACUAUCCCAUCGGAAGCGUAUGGAGUUGAACUCGGAAUGCAGAAAAUUUCUGGAGAUUCGCAAGAUUCGUGGAUUCUACCAACCAAUCGACAGUGUAUCAUUUGAAGAAGGGGUACAUGCGUUGAUACAAACGUCGGGAGUUGGGAAGCUAUCUCCCAAUAUUGUCCUCGUGGGCUACAAGGCCGACUGGAUGACGUGCCCCGUGAAAGAUCUUCUUACCUACUAUAAUGUGCUACACGAUUCCUUCGACUGUCGAAUGGCGUUGGCGAUUCUGCGUCUACCAAACGGUUUGGACUUUUCAGAUUUAAACGCGGAGAUCGUAACUAGGCCGGUUGCGACGCCAGACAACCUCAAAGAAUCCAAUAACGCUAUCUCAACGAUCUCCUCCGACGGACUCCGGCCGCCGCAAAAGCUGAUGCACAUUGACUCCAAUCUGAAUUUGGAAUCCUAUGGAGGAAGUACAAAUCAGCUGUCAUCUGUAACACCGCAGACAACUCCUACACCAACCGGAGAAACCUCCGAUAUUGUCUACUCAACACGAGGCGGGUCGUGCGUACCGAAGGAAAUUCUAGACCGUAUCAGUGUCUUCCAUCGGAAGCAACCCAAAGGCACGAUCGACGUGUGGUGGCUCUACGAUGACGGGGGUCUGACGAUGCUCAUUCCGUACAUCAUCUCGAUGCGAUCCAAGUGGGCCCGCUGCAAGAUUCGAGUGUUUGCCCUUACCAAUCGGCAACUUGAACUAGAAGUCGAAAAAGAAAACAUGGCCAACCUCCUCACGAAACUCCGGAUCGAGUACGCUUCGUUGACGAUGCUGCAAGGGGUAACGGACGCUCCUCGACAGGAAACAAUCGAAAUGCACAGCAGAUUGUUACAUCACUUUAGCGAGAACGAUGGCACCCAGAUUCCUAUUAGCGAGCACGAACGCAUGGCCCUGCAAGACAAAACCCGCCGACAGUUGCGGUUGCGUGAGAUGCUGCUGGAGCACUCGAGCGAGGCCAACCUGAUUGUGAUGUCGAUGCCAAUGCCCAGAUUGGGCACGGUGUCAGCUCCACUGUAUAUGUCCUGGCUGGAGAUGCUAACGAAAGGAAUGCCCCCGUUUUUGCUAGUGCGAGGGAAUCAAACCUCGGUGCUUACGUUCUACUCGUAAAGAUUGCGAGCCAGAAAAAUACCUGUCCAGUAUUAUGCCAGCGUAGAAUAUGAUAAGAUAAGAAGACUAGUGAUAUGCGAAAGUUUUCAAUAGGUUAAAUCUACAUGAACGUAAAACUGUAUUUUUUUUAAAGAAA